CCCCUUGCAGCCUCCAUCCUGUGCCCCGCAGCCAGCUUUGGUCCCCACGCCAAGAGGAGGGCGGCCAGUGGAAAUUGCUGUGCUGGCACUGCAAGCAAUCGCAUCGCAGCCUCCUUGUUAUUUAUUUAUUUUGAUGGUAACUCCGCGGCCGCCGCAGCAGCAGCAGCAGCAGCGAUGGUCGAGUCAGCGAGAAAAGCAGCUGGAGCCCGUUAAAGGCAACAGGAGCCGGCUGGGUAGGGGAGCCCAACCUGGGCUGUGUGUGAGAUUGACACUCCACCCUUGGGACACUCACAAGAGAACCCCCAUACUUCCCUUCCCCUCCUCCUGCCCCUCUGAAGUUCUCCACUCCAUAGCCCUCCCUUACCUGGUUUGCUUCAUCCCAGACUCCUUUGCCCUCAUCUAUUUCUCCUUCACCUUUCUGGGGGUUUCCAUCUCUGACCCUCAUCCUCUACCCCCUCCCCCAAAGCUCUCCAUCCUAGACCCACGGUUACUCCCUCUAAGGCUUUGCAUUCCAGUUCCUCCCCAUCCUUCUCCCCUGAGUCUUUUGGCUCUCCACUACAGACUCCUCUCCCCCACCUAAGGUGUCACUUUAUAUCCCUGGGACUCCCCCAGCCCCUGCCACUUGUGCCACCAUGACAGUGAUGGCUGGAGAGAACAUGGAUGAGACUUCUGUCCUGCCAGGCCACCCCCAAGAUAGCUACCAGCCAGGAGCCCAUGAUGACCAUGAGUGCUGUGAGCGGGUGGUGAUCAACAUCGCCGGGCUGCGCUUUGAAACCCAGCUGAAGACCCUUGCCCAGUUCCCCAACACGCUGCUGGGCAACCCCAAAAAGCGCAUGCGGUACUUUGACCCGCUGCGCAAUGAGUACUUCUUUGACCGGAACCGGCCCAGCUUCGAUGCCAUCCUCUAUUACUACCAGUCUGGAGGCCGGCUCCGCAGGCCGGUCAACGUGCCGCUGGACAUGUUCUCUGAGGAGAUCAAGUUCUAUGAACUAGGUGAGGAGGCCAUGGAGAAAUUCCGGGAGGAUGAAGGGUUCAUCAAAGAGGAGGAGAGGCCCUUGCCUGAGAAGGAGUACCAGCGCCAAAUAUGGCUCCUCUUUGAGUUCCCAGAGAGCUCUGGGCCAGCCAGGGUCAUUGCAAUAGUCUCAGUCAUGGUGAUCCUCAUUUCUAUAGUCAUCUUCUGCCUAGAAACUUUGCCAGAUCUGAAGGAAGACAAGGAAUCUACAGGGAUUCUUCACCGCAUUGACAAUUCUACUGUGAUCUACAAGUCCAACAUUUUCACUGACCCCUUCUUCAUUGUGGAGACCCUUUGUAUCAUCUGGUUCUCCUUUGAGCUGGUGGUGCGCUUCUUCGCCUGCCCCAGCAAGCCCGAGUUCUUCAAGAAUAUCAUGAACUUCAUUGACAUAGUGGCCAUCAUCCCCUACUUCAUCACCCUAGGAACUGAGAUGGCUGAGCAGGAAGGUACCCAAAAGGGGGAGCAGGCCACCUCUCUGGCUAUCCUGAGAGUCAUCAGACUGGUAAGAGUCUUUAGAAUCUUCAAACUCUCCAGACAUUCUAAGGGCCUCCAGAUUUUGGGUCAAACCCUCAAAGCAAGCAUGAGAGAGUUAGGUUUACUAAUCUUCUUCCUCUUCAUUGGGGUGAUCUUGUUCUCCAGCGCGGUGUAUUUUGCUGAAGCUGAAGAACCUGACUCUCAUUUCUCAAGUAUCCCCGAUGCUUUCUGGUGGGCUGUGGUAAGCAUGACCACUGUGGGCUAUGGUGACAUGUACCCUGUGACAAUUGGAGGCAAAAUUGUAGGCUCAUUGUGUGCCAUCGCUGGUGUGCUGACAAUUGCCCUGCCUGUACCUGUCAUCGUGUCCAACUUCAACUACUUCUACCACCGAGAAACAGAAGGGGAAGAACAGGCUCAGUUACUCCAUGUUAGCUCCCCCAAUUUAGCAUCUGACAGUGAUCUGAGUCGCCGUAGCUCCUCCACAAUCAGCAAAUCUGAGUACAUGGAAAUCGAAGAGGAUAUGAAUAAUAGCAUAGACAAUUUUAGAGAGGCUAAUCUCAGAACUGGCAACUGCACCAUAGGCAACCAAAACUGUGUUAAUAAAAACAAGCUGCUGACUGAUGUGUAAAAAAACAAAACAAAACAAAAAACAUUCUCAGCUGGAAGACUUUACGUGACUCAGUCACACUUUGUAGAUGCUUUACUAAUAGUCUUUGAAUGCUUUAUUUACCUCGUAAAUGCAUUGUUGCAUUGCGAAUUUUUGCUCAGUGAUCAAGAAGCUUUCAGGAACCAUGAAAAAUAAUGUUUUUGGUUAUUUUUAAAGGGUAUUUUCCAACUGGUAAAUGAUAACCAUUUGAAUUAGUCUAGUGAUAAAAACUAGUCAUAUGCUUCUAAAUCUAAACUUUUUUUCAUCCUUGUUGCUUGUUUAACUUAAUUUUAAACAAAACACAAUAGACAAUUUUAGAGAGACAAAAUAUGCAUGGAUUCACGUAAAACAUUCUGCAAAACUGCACAAUGCAUCCAAGAAAGUGCAUCAGAUGAAAACUUCAGCAAAAAUAUGCAGCAAGCAUUUGCUGCUGUUUUGAUCAACUGAAGUGUGAAUUUCCCCUCUUUUGUGAAAAGAGUAUGUAGUUCCUAUCUACAAAUUCAUGCAGCACCUUAUUAAAAAUACACUUAAGCCUGGUCUUGUUGCUGUACCCUUAUCAUAGAAGAGCUAUUCUAUAAGAGAAAAAAAAAGAUAAAACAUCUGCAGUGCUGCUAAGUUUUCUUAAGUGCAGAUGGUUUAAACAUUAUUUUCCCCUCUCCAGGACUGGAAGCAAAACUUUUAGUCCCUUUGUUGCAAAAUAGCACAAUGGAGUUUAAUAUAAGCAUGUCUGAAUUUGAUACUAUUUACUUUAUAAUCGCAUGCCUGAAACAUUACCUCAGAUGAUAGGGGAUAAGCUUUUGUUUGUAAUGAAUCUUCUAAAAAUAGGUUCUUUAUCUUUUCUUUUUGAUUUUGCAUUCACCAAAAGUGCACUCCUUAAUUUAUUAAAUAUUUGAUUAGUAAUUUAAAGUACUGUAUUUAAGCGUGUAUGUUAGUCAAAUGGGAACAAUAACUUUUGGAGAUCAAAGCAUGUUCAAAUAUUCAGCAUUAUGGCCUAAAUGACUAAGGUGUAACUUGAAUUAAUUAAUGCAUGAAUUCAGUAAUUAUAAUAAUAAUAAUAAUAAUAAUUAAUAAAGCACUUGUUGAAUUGAGGGCCAGAAGGAAUUGAAUAGAGAGACCUGAUGAGUUUCCUGCAUGGCUCAGGGAAAUGUGUUGGCUUCUGUCCAGGCACUGUUAGAAAGGAACAUAUCCCAUCCCUUAAAGGGAAAGCUAUAUGGACAAUUAAGAACUUGUAUCCUUUGUAGGUGAAAUGCCUUUGGGUGCAGUCUCAGAAUGUAAAUGAAACUUAUCUAUGGUGGUAUGCAUCCAAACAGCAGUAGCCAAUUUCUUUUGCAGCCAUAAUUUGAGGUCUCUAGAUUUUUGUGCUCCCCUAUAACUCACUGAAGAGACACAACCGAUUGAUUUAGAUAGUUGCUUAGUGCCUUUAUCCCUGUCUACUGAAUUGCUGAAAGUGCCUCCGUGAAUAGAGCUGAUCAGAAGUAGUGAAGGAAGGGGCAAGUCACCAACACACAACCUGGACUGUACUGUGCUGUCUCCAGGCAUAGCAGAAAAAGAGAGAGAGAGAAGAGGAGGACAGAGACCACCAGCGCCCAAGGACACCUUCCUUCCCCUGGCAAUGUGCUGCUGCAGGGCUCAGCAUUUGCCUCUGCCAAAUAAGUCACAAUCAUGUUUAUGCAAGACUCAAAGUUUCCCCAGAUUGUUUAUAGAGGCAAUGCUGCCCUCAUCGUUUUUGACUUUCCUUCCCCCGAGAUGGCUCUUUGGCAGCCUGCCCCAAAAGGGCAGAACACAAGAGGAAUGACUUACUUACUGCAGCAUCAACCAGGCAGGCAACCAGAUUGGAGGGCUGCAACUUUUUUUCCCUUUGGACUCCUCAGGAGGUAGGUGAGAGAAGCAUCCCAUUUCUGAGCCAAGCACACUUCCCUGCCUUCUUCCUGGCCCCCUUCACUAAACUCCCUCAGCUACCCCAUAGAUUUUUAAAUGCCAGUGCAGAUCUUUCAAACCUCCCUCCCCACUGUGGCCUGGUGGAGGGUAACAAUGCUGAGAGAAGGAAUCUUCUUGGGUAUUGUCUAGACUACAUGGCUUUGCUGACAGAGCCAUGUAAACUAGCUUACCUGAUCUAGCUUACCUGUAAACCUCGUUUCACGAGGCAUAAGGGAGCGGUCGACAAAGGCGUUCCCUGUUGACAGAUCCGUGUCUUGACUGCCGCGCUGUGCCCAAUCAGCUGAUUGUCAGCACAGCGUGGUGGCCAUUUUUAUUUUAAUGACGCGGGGAUUAUUUAAAUCCCCGCUUCAUUGACUAUAUCGGGUAAGUUAGUUUACAUGGCUCUGUCGGCAGAGCCAUGUAGUCUAGACAUACCCCUUCAGUAUGCAAGCCUUGACCAGUAGCCACUAAAAGAUAACAGCUUUCAACCUGAGCCAACAUAGGCACUAACCUUUAUUUUUUUCUUUAAAGGACAAAGUUGAGGAUCUUCAUUCUGCACUUAGUAUGUGGCCAGCUGCUGUUGGGUCAUUUCCUAUACACAGGCCCCCUUUUGUCCCCACCCUGGUCACCCACAUAGCAUGGCACUUAUGGUCUAAAACCACACUAACUCUGCAGUUGUGCACAAGUCUAACGUGCCAGGUUGACAGAAAGGCUUGCCUUCUCACUGUGUGGUGUCCAUUUAAUAUUAAUGAUGGGGAAGUGAUCAGAGGCAUCUCAAAGAACUGCAACGUGUCUGAUGAAACAGGGCAUUACACUAGCCAGAUAGAUGAGAUAAUGCUUCCUGCCCCCCCAAACACACCCUUCCCGCUGGAAUUAAACUCUGGCAGUCACAAUCUUUCACAGUUGAGGAUACAACUUCUCAUGCUUAGACUGACUUGCAUGCUGCACUCGGUUCGAAACAGCAAUACUCAGUUCAGUGCUGUGGGCCAGCUGAUCAGAAAGUAGCACCCUAGAGACAAGGCCUCACGUUAGCAAGAGGCUUCUACAGUAGUUGGGUAGCUGCACCUUCCUUUAACUACCAGAGGAAUGAUUAUUCUGCAUGUGUCAAGAGAAAAGAGCUGCAUGCAGCCGGGAGGGGGGGGGGGGGGGGGGGGAAUCUGAUUUUUUUUCUUUUAUCAGGGAAUAGGGUGACUCAUAAGGGUGUGUGGUGUCUUGGGGAGUCUGUUGCUUACCCAUUUCUAACUCAUUACAAAGGAACUAAACGUACAGAGUACAGGGAUUAACCUCAUGUAGCAUUGGCAUGCAUUUCUGGCAAGUUUGACAAAAAAGCUCUCCCCUUUGCACUCAAUGUGCCGAAAUGUCUUUGUAGGCCUGACGGUGCACUUAACAGUUGCCUGUUCUUACCAAUAAAUGUCCUUUUCUUUUUUACAUUUUCUUUUCUACUGUAUUUUUUUGGGUGGCUAGCUUGAGCUCUAAAAGGAAUGUUUCCUUCGGUGGGACGGGACUGGAAAUGGGCUGAUGGCCAAUUUGUAGUCUCUCCAAAGGUGAGAGAGAAGCCCAAGUUCAAUAGUUUGGUUUAGGGAGAGUUUUCUGUGCAAGAGUUGUCAGAAAUUAGCAUGUUCUUAACUGGAAAACUGUGUAAGGUGCUAAGUCGCAACAGCUGAUCUGUUCAAGAGAGAAUGAAAAAAGGUAUUGUGGUCACCUUCUUUACUGGAACUGGUGGAAAGAAGAAUGCUACAAUAAAGGGCCAAAUUCAUUGGUGGCGUAACUCCACUGAAGUCAACACACUUGAUUCUCUUUGUACUUCAGCUAGCUUGACUGUGCAACUCCAUUGACUUACCCGACAUAUCCUGGGUCAGUGAGGUGUAAAUGAA
Molecule: messenger RNA, 5923 nt
Organism: Pelodiscus sinensis (Chinese soft-shelled turtle)
Lineage: Eukaryota; Metazoa; Chordata; Testudines; Trionychidae
Source: RefSeq, a predicted model, not a curated record